AAAAGACAUGGCUCCUAGAGAUAAGGAAACUUUAUGGGUUUAUUUCUCUUGGGUUGUCACUGCAUGUUGUAUAGGCCCUUUAUUGUCAACAUGUUGCCGAAUGAAAGAUCCUAAUACUCGUCAGGCAUGGCGUGAAAAAGUAGCAUUGUGUUUCAUUAUUUUAUGUAUCUCCUUAUUUAUGGGAUUUUUGACAUUCGGAUUUUCACAAUUUGCAUGUCAAAUACAACGUCCUCUCUAUCCACAAGAUAUUCUUAGACUUUACGGCCCUGAUGCACCAGGAAUGAAAGUACACAUUGUCCGUGGUCGACUUUACAAUACUGGCGUUUACUUCUCUAGUGGUAGUCAUCGUCCAAUCGUUCCUUUUAAUGAUUCGGAUUUAUUUCCACUUGUCUCGGAAAGGUUUGGAAAAGAUAUUUCAGACUAUUUUCCACCAGAUAAUCAAGCUUUAGGAUGCAAUACUAUACCAGUAAAUAAUGGUAGCAUUUGUGAUUUUGCUAUUAGAACUGGUGACAAUAGAUAUCAUUGUCAUACCUCCCCCGCUUCAAAUGAAGCAUUAAAGAAUUUAGAUUUGAACCUUUUCGUUGGGUACACGUGGAAUAAUAUCAGUAAUACCAAAAAUAACUUGUUCGUAUUUAAUGAGAAUGUCUAUGAUUUGAGCGCAUAUUUAAAUUUACAAUCAGACAGUCAAUGGCUUGGUAGUAGUGAUGUGACCACUUGGCUCUCAAGUCUCGUGGGCCGUGAUGCUACAAUGGAUAUAAUUCGUACCCAAAAAACAAAAAAUAUUGCUAAAUGCUUUGAUCAUUUUUUAGUGGGUAAAGUUGAUGGUACAACUAUAGGAUGUGUAGCAACAAGUUCAAUUUUACUUAUGAUGACUAUCGUCUUCAUCAGUAUUACUUUGAUCAAGUUCUUAUCUGCUGUAGCUUUCGAUUGGUUUUUAUCAUGGCAAUUAGGUAAAAUAUCAAAGGUGCCAAAACCGGACAAUACUAUUACACAUAUAUUAUUAUUGGUUACAUGCUAUUCAGAAGGUGAAGAAUCAAUGCGCACCACACUCGACUCUUUAGCUAAAACAGAUUAUUCUGACAAACACAAAUUACUAUUCGUAAUUGCUGAUGGUAAUAUCACUGGUUCAGAUAAUGACAAACCAACACCACAAAUUUGUAAAGAUUUGUUAGAACCUUUUGAUCCAACCGCUCCAGCACCAGAACCUAAAUCUUAUCAUGCUAUUGGUGACGGAUUAAAACAACACAAUAUGGCAGAAGUUAGUAUAGGGUACUAUGUUAUUGAUAACCAUCGCGUUCCCAUGUGUUUAGUAAAUAAAGUUGGAACCGAACUAGAAAGGAAUGGUCCUAAAGCUGGUAAUCGUGGAAAGCGUGACUCUCAAUUAAUCUUAAUGAAAUGGCUUAGUCAUAUUUGCUUUGAUGAACGUUUGACACCUUUGGAAUUCGAAUUAUUCGAAAAAGUUCGUACUCUGACUGGCGUAACACCUAACGCGUAUGAAAUGGUUCUUAUGGUAGAUGCGGAUACGUCU
Racocetra persica is the source of this 1528-nucleotide messenger RNA. Lineage: Eukaryota; Fungi; Glomeromycota; Glomeromycetes; Diversisporales; Gigasporaceae. The record is from the annotation of a GenBank genome assembly.